Molecule: messenger RNA, 749 nt
Organism: Monoraphidium neglectum
Lineage: Eukaryota; Viridiplantae; Chlorophyta; Chlorophyceae; Sphaeropleales; Selenastraceae
Product: clathrin, heavy polypeptide
Exons: 6
Biological process (GO): receptor-mediated endocytosis; intracellular protein transport
Cellular component (GO): Golgi apparatus; chloroplast; plasma membrane
Molecular function (GO): clathrin light chain binding
Source: RefSeq, a predicted model, not a curated record
AUGUACGUAAUCCCUGGGCGCGCGCGCGCGCACACACACGCACACUUAUACACGCGCCCCCAGGUCAUUGACGUGUGCAAGUCCUCAGGGUCCCACUACGACGACCUGGUCAAGUACCUGCUGAUGGUGCGCAAGAAGGUCAAGGAGCCCAAGGUGGACACAGAGCUGGUCUACGCCUACGCCAAGACCAACGCACUCGGGGACCUCGACACCUUCAUACACGGCACACACCAGGCCAACCUGCAGUCUGUGGGCGACCGGCUGUUUGACGAGGGCCACUACGAGGCGGCGCGCGUGCUGUUCGCGUUCAUACCCAACUGGGGCCGCCUGGCCAGCACGCUCGUGCGGCUGCACAGGUUCCAGGAGGCGGUUGACGCCGCGCGCAAGGCCAACAACCCCAAGACCUGGAAGGAGGUGUGCUUUGCGUGCGUGGAGGAGGGGGAGUUCAAGCUGGCGCAGCUGUGCGGCCUCAACAUUAUCGUCAACGCGGACGAGCUGGACGAGGUGUCUGAGUUCUACCAGCGCCGCGGCCACUUUGAUGCGCUGAUGGGCCUCAUGGAGAGUGGCCUGGGGCUGGAGCGCGCCCACAUGGGCAUCUUCACGGAGCUCGGCAUGCUGUACGCCAAGUUCAAGCCUGAGAAGCUGAUGGAGCACCUGAAGCUGUUUGCGAAGCGCCUCAACAUCCCGCGCCUCAUCCGCGUGUGCGAGGAGCAGCAGCACUGGAAGGAGCUCACCUUCCUCUACAUACA